Messenger RNA from Bradysia coprophila, 2407 nucleotides. RefSeq names its product succinate dehydrogenase, subunit A (flavoprotein) (gene SdhA). The record is from RefSeq and is a predicted model, not a curated record. NCBI's taxonomy places the organism in Eukaryota, Metazoa, Arthropoda, Insecta, Diptera, Sciaridae. Gene Ontology annotation, cellular component: respiratory chain complex II (succinate dehydrogenase). Gene Ontology annotation, biological process: tricarboxylic acid cycle; mitochondrial electron transport, succinate to ubiquinone. Gene Ontology annotation, molecular function: electron transfer activity; flavin adenine dinucleotide binding; succinate dehydrogenase (quinone) activity.
UGUCGACUUUGCAGGUAAUUCUAGUACAGCGAUUGUCAAAUGAAAAUGUCAAAAGACUUUUCCCAUUUGCCGUGUGUCGCAAGCAUUUUUUUGUGGAUCGGUGAUAUUUUGUGAAAAUAUUUUUUAAAUCUCACUUUAACCUGCUGUGAAUAUAACAAUAAGUCCACUAUGAGUGGAAUCACAAGAGUUUCAUCAAUGUUUGUGCGAAAUGCCAGUCAAAUGUUGCGCGUUUCACCAAUCAUAUCUCGAAACAUACACUAUUCACAACGACAACAUAAUGCCAAAGUUAAUUCGGACGCGAUUUCCAAGGAAUAUCCAGUUGUAGACCAUGAAUUCGAUGCUAUUGUCGUUGGAGCUGGCGGAGCUGGUCUCAGAGCAGCUUUUGGUCUUGUAGCUGAAGGUUUCAAAACUGCAGUCAUCACCAAAUUGUUUCCAACUCGAUCACAUACAAUCGCAGCGCAAGGAGGAAUCAAUGCAGCUUUGGGUAACAUGGAACCGGAUGAUUGGAAAUGGCAUUGCUACGACACGGUGAAAGGAUCCGAUUGGUUGGGGGAUCAAGAUGCCAUUCAUUACAUGGCCCGAGAAGCACCGAAAGCUGUUAUCGAACUGGAAAAUUAUGGAAUGCCAUUUUCUCGCACAAAGGAUGGAAAAAUCUAUCAGCGCGCAUUUGGUGGACAGAGUUAUAACUAUGGCAAAGGUGGUCAGGCACAUCGAUGCUGUGCUGUAGCUGAUCGUACCGGACAUUCGCUUCUUCAUACAUUGUAUGGCCAAUCAUUGAACUAUGACUGUCAUUACUUUGUGGAAUAUUUUGCGUUAGAUUUGAUCUAUGAGGACAAUGUGUGCAAGGGUGUCAUUGCCAUUUGCAUUGAAGAUGGAUCAAUUCACAGAUUCCGAGCAAACAGUACUGUUCUAGCCACUGGAGGUUAUGGACGUGCGUAUUUCUCGUGUACAUCGGCUCACACAUGUACUGGAGAUGGAACCGCCAUGGUUAGUCGUCAGAAUCUUCCUUGCGAAGAUAUGGAGUUCGUACAGUUCCAUCCGACAGGAAUCUACGGAGCUGGCUGUCUUAUAACCGAAGGAUGUCGUGGUGAAGGUGGCUAUUUGAUUAACUCGAAAGGAGAACGCUUUAUGGAACGUUACGCACCGGUUGCCAAGGAUUUAGCAUCACGUGACGUUGUGUCCCGUUCAAUGACAAUAGAAAUUCGUGAAGGUCGUGGUAUUGGACCACACAAAGAUCAUGUGCAUCUUCAACUUCAUCAUUUGCCAGCAGAACAAUUGGCACAACGCUUGCCAGGUAUUUCUGAGACAGCCAUGAUUUUCGCUGGUGUUGAUGUAACACGAGAACCCAUCCCGGUUAUUCCAACGGUUCAUUACAAUAUGGGUGGCGUACCGACAAAUUAUCGAGGAGAAGCUCUAACAAUCGACAGCAACGGAAAAGAUACAAUCGUUCCGGGACUGUAUGCAGCAGGUGAAGCUGGUUGUUCAUCUGUACAUGGCGCCAAUCGACUUGGUGCAAAUUCACUGCUUGAUUUGGUAGUAUUCGGACGUGGUGUUGCCAAGACGAUUGCCGAGAAACACAGACCAGGAGAACGGGUGCCCGAAGUCAAAAGCAACGCUGGUGAAACGUCUGUAGGAAAUUUGGACAGAUUACGCUACAAAAAUGGUACUAUCAAAACGGCUGAUCUUCGACUUAAGAUGCAACGAUGCAUGCAAGAACACGCGGCUGUAUUCCGUGACGGUCCAGUACUUAAAGAAGGUGUCGAAAAAAUGAAGAAAAUUUACAAGGAAUUCGACGAUAUUGUUGUAAUCGAUAAGACCUUGGUAUGGAACUCAGAUCUGGUUGAAACGUUAGAGUUGCAAAACUUACUCAGCAAUGCUAUGGCCACUAUUGUCGGAGCUGAAAAUCGUAAGGAGUCACGAGGUGCACACGCUCGCGAAGAUUUCCAAACUCGACUCGAUGAAUAUGAUUACAGCAAACCACUUGAAGGACAAACAAAGAAACCGAUAACCGAACAUUGGCGUAAACAUACAUUGGCCUGGGUUGAACCGAGCGGCAAUGUACGCAUCGAUUACCGACCAGUUAUUGAUAAAACGCUAGACGAUGAAAUGAAGACUGUACCUCCAGCCAUUCGAUCGUAUUAAAUCAUCACGAGUAUUGUAUCGAUGAGCCAGUGAACGAAUUUUUUGUGUGGCUUUUUCCGUGUGGUGCUAACAAAAUAACAUUUCGGUUCAAUCAAAAUAAAAAUAAAAACAAUUUUGUUCCGAUUCAUCGGCAUAUUGCACCUCAAUUCUAUAAUUCUAUGUAUUUCAUUUGUCCAAGCAUAAAUCGAAAAAGAAUAAGUCAAUAAAAGCAGCGCUUUGCUGAAGUUUGUUAGAUUCUGUAUAAUAAAACACUUUGGCGUAUCAA